Molecule: messenger RNA, 1614 nt
Organism: Carassius gibelio (silver crucian carp)
Lineage: Eukaryota; Metazoa; Chordata; Actinopteri; Cypriniformes; Cyprinidae
Product: homeobox protein Hox-C4a
Exons: 2
Coding region: 159-965 (268 amino acids)
Biological process (GO): anterior/posterior pattern specification; regulation of transcription by RNA polymerase II; embryonic skeletal system morphogenesis
Cellular component (GO): nucleus
Molecular function (GO): DNA-binding transcription factor activity, RNA polymerase II-specific; RNA polymerase II cis-regulatory region sequence-specific DNA binding
Source: RefSeq, a predicted model, not a curated record
AAGCUGUGGUUCCUUAUCCGGGGACUACAUCGCCCCAUGCCAUUGGGCCAUCGAAUCACGUGGUAAAAGUAACUUUACAGGGUUGCUCGCUAGUAGGAGGGCUUUAUGGAGCAGAAAAACGACAAAGCUAGAAAAAUUAUUUUCCACUCCAGAAAUUAAUGAUCAUGAGCUCGUAUUUGAUGGACUCUAACUACAUCGAUCCGAAAUUUCCUCCUUGCGAGGAAUAUUCGCAAAAUAGCUACAUUCCCGAACACAGCCCCGAAUAUUACAGCCGUGCAAGGGACAGUGGCUACCAGCAUCACCACCAGGAGUUAUACCCUCCGCGGGCAAGCUACCAGGAGCGUCAGUAUAACUGUGCAAGCAUCCCUGAGCCUGAUACUCAAAGAGGACAUGGACUGCCUCACGCGGGGCACCUGCUCGGAAAAGGGCAAUCUGCCUCAUGUGAGCCCCCACCGUUACCCCUGUCUCCUGCCACCCCUCCGGCUGCAUCGUCCGCCUGCAAUCAAGCCACCCCGGAGCAUCCCAACAGCUCAGCUUCUGCCAAACAACCCGUAGUGUACCCCUGGAUGAAGAAAAUUCACGUCAGCACCGUGAACUCUAGUUACAAUGGAGCGGAACCCAAGCGGUCUAGAACUGCUUACACUCGCCAGCAAGUCUUAGAAUUGGAGAAGGAAUUCCACUAUAAUCGGUACUUAACACGGCGAAGACGUAUCGAGAUUGCUCAUUCCUUGGUCCUCUCGGAAAGGCAAAUCAAAAUUUGGUUUCAGAACCGCAGGAUGAAGUGGAAAAAAGACCAUAGGCUGCCAAACACCAAAGUCAGAUCCUCUUCCUCCACGGGCAUUUCCUCCGGGUCCAACACAAGCUCAGCGGCUGGGGUUGUGGCGGCAGCUUCCACCACUAACACCAUGUCAGCCUCCGAGGACCUCUCCGGAAGCGAGCGUGGCGAGGAUAUUACAAGGUUAUAAGAGAACUAUUUCGAGGAGAGAAGGGAAGAUCAAAUGACUGAUUAUUUAUAAAAUAUAAUAUAUUUUGUUUUCGUAGGUAUCUUGUGCGUAAAGGGGUUCCUUUAAGUCCACAGUUAUAUAAAAUGCAUGUUAUAUAGCAUGGAUUAUUGCGAAUACCUAUGGAUUAUUUUUUACGCAAAACAGGGUUUAAUUUAUCUAAAACUGAAUCAAUAUGAUGUUUGUUUUUGUUUUGUUUUUUUCUAAGAGAAAUGUUUUGGGCGAAGCAGGAUAUGGACAUUUUAUUCAAAUGUUAUUUGAGGGCCUUUCUUUGCCCAGCUGCCAAGGUGAAGUGCACAACGAAUCUAUUUAUUUCUCACUUGAGAGAGCUGGUACCUUUUUUUUUUUGUACUGUAAAUGAAAAACACUAUCGUGGGUAUCGAUAGGAGAAAAAAAAAGAUAUUAAACGUCUUUGUUUUCUUUAAAUGUAAAUCAUGCUGUGGGUUAUCUGUCGUAUGGAAAGAUUAAGAUUUUAAAUUAUAAUUUAGUUUUUGUUGUGAUGGAGUUGUGUUUAGGCUUUUAACAGCAGAUUGUUGUGAGAUGCAAUAAAACCAGUUUAGUGUAUUUGUGCUAAUUAUAUUGGUCAAUAAAACGUAAGUGUCUAUUAGUUUUA